Molecule: messenger RNA, 264 nt
Organism: Cylicostephanus goldi
Lineage: Eukaryota; Metazoa; Nematoda; Chromadorea; Rhabditida; Strongylidae
Source: the annotation of a GenBank genome assembly
AUGCUAUCUGAUAUAUUUGGAGAAUUUGUUAUUGAUGACGAUGACGUCAAAGACUGCGUUCAGUUCUGCACUCCUGAACAGUAUACAGCUGAGAUCCAUGAUAAAGGGUGGUUCCUUGCUCAAUCAAGUUCAAAGAAUAGAACAGAUGAUGAGAAAAGGGAACUAGUAUACCAUAGAGCUGCCUACCAUCACUAUCAUAAGCAGUUCGAAGACGCCGUCAAGGUUUACUUUUCGAUCCAAUGCAUCUUCCUCUUCCAGGGCUAA